This is a messenger RNA of Myzus persicae (green peach aphid), 5323 nucleotides long. Its product is annotated as cationic amino acid transporter 2. Gene Ontology annotation, molecular function: amino acid transmembrane transporter activity. The transcript has 15 exons. Lineage: Eukaryota; Metazoa; Arthropoda; Insecta; Hemiptera; Aphididae. The coding region runs from base 450 to 2894 and encodes 814 amino acids. Gene Ontology annotation, biological process: transmembrane transport; amino acid transport. The record is from RefSeq and is a predicted model, not a curated record. Gene Ontology annotation, cellular component: plasma membrane.
AGAACCGUAGUCCGGGUAGUCGGUAGGGCUUUGUAAGACGAGAUUUUUGUUUUGUUUUGUUUUUUGUUUUCAUUUUGAUGAUCACAUAAUAAUAAUAAUAUGAUGUUUCUGAUCACGCAGAGCGACGCCGUUGUCCAGUUGUGGUAUAGAUCGUAACACCCGAGUUCGCCCGAGUGCUGGUACAGUGCGUAUAUGUGCGUGUGUGUUUUAUUUGGCUGGUUGCACACCGGAAGAUGUUGAGAAUUUGAUUUUCGACCAACUCUGUGGUGUGUGAUAACUGAGUAAAAAUCAGCUGUCGUGGUCUUCGGCGAAUAACUCAUCGUAAAAUAGGUAAUACAAUUUUGAAAAUUCGUGUAGUGAUAAAUCAACUAAAAACUAAAUACUAUGAAUUCAAACCAAUACCUAGUCUGAGUUUCAGAUAACGAAUUAGCCGCUAUAAGAAGAUCAUCAUGUCUUUGCCUAAAUUGCCAACCGACUUCCGGAGAGAUGGCUUAGCUCUGAUCACACGCAUGGUCAGAACAAAAGACUUAGAUGACCUCCAGGGUGAAUCGAGCCCAACAGGACGAUUUGAUCCACACCAUCAAACGAAAUUAAAAAAAUGUCUGAACACCAUUGACUUGACCUCUUUGGGUGUCGGCUCUUGUCUGGGGACAGGCAUGUAUGUGGUCACCGGACUGGUUGCUAGGAGGUUUGCCGGCCCCGCGGUCAUCCUCUCGUUUAUUAUAGCCGCCGUAGCGUCACUGUUUUCGGGUGCGUGUUACGCCGAAUUCGGAGUCCGAGUACCAAAUACUUCCGGUUCAGCGUAUAUGUACAGUUACGUCACUGUCGGUGAAUUUAUAGCGUUUCUGAUUGGCUGGAACAUGGUGCUUGAGUAUCUCAUAGGGACAUCGGCAUGCGCGUGUGCCCUGAGUGCGAGCUUGGACUCGCUCACUAACGGUGCCAUUAGUACGUCCGUUCAGAAUUACGUAGGGUUCCUCGGAAAACCGGAUAUUCUCGCCGCGGGCAUCACUCUGUUGAUGAUGGUGCUCCUUGCAGCUGGCGUUAAAAAAAGUUUGAUAUUUAACCAUCUGAUGAACGCAAUCAACUUGGCGGCGUGGGUGUUUCUCAUGAGCGCCGGAUUGUUCUACGUCAAUCUCGAUAAUUGGACUAAGAACGAUGGGUUUCUGCCGAACGGCUGGGGAGGGGUGUUCAAAGGGGCGGCAACUUGUUUUUACGCUUUUAUUGGAUUUGACAUCAUCGCUACCACCGGCGAAGAAGCUCAUAACCCGAAAAAAUCUAUUCCACUGGCUAUCAUGGCUAGUUUGGUUAUUAUACUUGUAGCCUAUGUUAGCUCUUCGAUUAUUCUCACACUUAUAGUACCGUAUACGAAAAUCGACGAAAACGCAGCUCUGCUGGACAUGUUUGUGCAGGUUGGUGCGCCAAGGUGUCAGAUGAUCGUGGCCGCGGGUGCGAUGGCUGGGCUGUUGGUGAGCAUGUUUGGUUCCAUGUUUCCGAUGCCCAGGAUCAUUUAUUCGAUGGCCCAAGACGGUUUACUGUUCAAGUCACUAAGUCAGAUAUUUCCGUUGACCGGUACACCGGUUGUGGCCACCGUGCUGUCCGGCGUGGCGUCCGCGGUAGCCGCUCUCGUCAUCAAUCUGGACACGCUGAUCGAAAUGAUGUCCAUCGGCACGUUGUUCGCCUACACUCUAGUGUCGACGUGCGUGUUGAUACUCCGGUACCAGCCGCAGACGUCCACCGUGAUACACUUCUUCCCGGAGACGAUGCGAUCGCCAAUGAAUGCGCCCAAACAGAUCGUCACCAACGGACGCGUAAACUUUGUAGUGCAGGACGACCAAAAGUACGCGUACACUAACCAGGGGUACGGUAACCAGACGUCGUUCUACCAGACACAGUUGCCGCUGCCGCAACAAAUCAUACCGUCGCACCAGUCGCAGAGAAUCAUGGUCCGAAAGGUGACGAGAAGUUCACCGGAUUCGGAUGACACGUACUUCGGAGACGACUCCGAGGAGGGGCGCGACGAUCAAUACCUGGUUUCGGACAGGUGUGAGAGCAAAUUCUAUGGUUCCGUGCACGGGGGAUCGACCGCCGGAUCGACGGCCGCGGCAGGAGGGUUCAGCGCGGCCAGCGCCAACAUCACUAGAUCCAUUAAGGCGGCCACUUACCUGUGCCCAGCCAUCUUCCCGUGGGUGGACAUGGGACCGGCCACCGAGGAAAGCGGAAUGGUGGUGCUCAAACUGGUCGGCGUGUUCUACGUGCUUAUCAUCGUGUUCGACGUGCUGCUGGUGUUCGUGUCUUCCGAAUCGUCCACUUUCGUCUACAUCCUGUUGUACGCCCUGCUGAUAGCCGUGAUCGCCGUGCUGGGCGCCAUAUCCCGUAAACCUCAGAACAAACAAAUACUCGUAUUCAAAACACCAUGGGUUCCAUUCGUACCGUCAUUCUCAAUUGCUGUCAAUUUAUACUUGAUAUUUCAGCUGAGCUCGAUGACUCUACUCCGGAUCGUCGUAUGGGUUUCAAUUGGUCUAUUCGUCUACUUCUAUUACGGGAUAAAGCACAGCACGUUGGAACCGCGGGUGGACGAGGACGAGAGAAUUGAACUGAAAAUGAAAUCGCAGACGAUGACAAAACCGCAAAAUAAUCGACCACAAGCACCGGCUCCGGUGAAGACUUCCACUAACACCAACACCACCUCCACCUCCAACACCACCUCCACCUCCAACACCACCUCCACCGCCAAAACCACUACCACCAACGCUAGAGUAGCCUCCUCCACCACUGCAACAGUGGUCGAUGAGAAGCCCGAACCGAAGAGGCCGACCAACUUGGAACCGUUACCCGCCAGCAACGACAGUAAUUUGUUUGUGUCACCGUCCGCGUUCCCGAAGUGGGAAGACUAGAUUGACUGACCAAAAAUUUAAGAAAAAUAAAAUAAAAUAAAAUUUAAAAAAAAAUUAACGUUUUGUCGACUCGACACCGAGACUUCAACAAUGUUGCGUGUAAAUAGGGAUGUAAAAAAUAUUAAAAAAAAAAAAAAAAUAUAACUACUUAUUAACUUAUAAUUAUAUUAUUACGGUAACAAAAUCAAUUCUUUGGGCUACCAAAAUGACUAUACUACACUAUAAUAUUAUUAUAUGUUAUUUAUGACACGUGUAAUAUGCGUGAUGUUUUUAAUAUAUUCUAUUACCUAGCUAUUAUUAUUAUUAUAUAAAUUUAUAUUAUAUUAUGAUAUUAUAUAUUUUAACUGUUGAACGUAAAAAAAAAAAAAUGUCCCGCAUUAACGGACGAAUUGGAUCGAAAAGGUUUUGAACGAGCUCAUUCUCAUCACAUCGUCGGGGCUCGUUUAUUGGUAUGCAUUUCGAUAUUAUACUAUUCGAUACGCCGUUAUUUUACUCUUUUUUUUUCUUUGAAUUCACGCCCCCAAACCUCCCCCCGCUAAGACUAACAUUAACUUAACUGCAUCAUAUAUACAUAUAUACCAACAUGCCCUCAUAAUAUAAUCGCGCGUAGGUUCGUUUCAAUAGUGCAUGCAAAACCUAUUACCCACCCUCCGCUCGAUCGUCGUCGUUCUUCGAUUUUUGUUCUUAUAAUAUAGCGGUAUCGAACGAACGACUAGCAUUUAUAUUAUUAUAAUGUAAUAUCCGUCAACCCCCCCCCCCCCCCCACGAGUGAACGCAUAGGUGAAAUUCCCCACGACAAAUGACUGAAAACGAUGUCGGGGUUAUAUACAUUAUAUUAUUAUAAGCGUGAGUUCGAAAACGGUCUCUCUGUCUCUCUGUCUCUCUCUCUAUUUCGUUUAUUUGAGGUCCAAAAAGGGUCCGAAAUGUGCAUUGGCGACGUGCCAUGACUACGCACACACACCGAUGAUCUCCGGUCGAUAUCGAUUUUCAUUCGUUUGCUCGUGAAUUACAAUAAUAAGCAUAUUUAUAAAGUUGACUUUGACGUAGGUAAUGUUGUAUGCGCAUAGGUAUCAUAGUAACUAUUUCGUUUUGACCCACAACAACACGGUUAUGACAUUUUUUUAAAUGCUUUAUUUUGCCGAUUUCCAAAUUAUUUCAGUAAAAUGUCAGUUUUUGGGAAGUAUUCUCAACUAUAUAACUCCGUCUGCCGACUUUACGCGGAAAUAUCUCUGCACACGCCGAAGGUAUAACGAUGUAUUAUUGUUACGCCGCCGUCUCCCUGCAUAUUAUUAUAAUUAUUAUUACUGUGGCCAACCUACACGUUUUAUGACAUGCCCACCCGCCCACCCCCACGACAGACAAAUCGAUAGUGUAAAAUAUUAUUCGACACGUUUAAACAAAAAAAAAAAACCGCCGACGAUUCAAAUGUACUUCGACAAUGGUCGUUUUCGUUUGAUGAGGGAUUUCUAUCUAUACGCACUCGAAGGCGAGAAGUAGGCAGACACGUCUAUAUGCUCAAUAUGAUAUGAGUGAGUGAGUUUGUGUGUGUGUGUGUGAGUGUGUGUGUGUGUGUGUGUGUGUGUGUGUGUGUGAGCAGUUAUUGAUUAAUAUUAAAACGCGAAAACCUUUUAUGUUGUUUAUUAUUUUUAAUUGCUAGACGUACUACUACAGCUCAUAUUUUAUACCAGGUCCCGACACCCGGUUACGUUAUUUCGUCCCUAUAUUCUGUUCGGACGUAGUAUUUUAUUGGAAGGCUGCCUGUUUUGUCGAAAAAAACUAUCUCCCCCUUCGGCCACCACGUCGAACGCAAAUAAGGAAAUGCAGACGGAUUUACGACGUAAUCCAGCGAAAUCGUUUUUUUUUUUUAAAUAGCCAGCGAUUCAUCCCGUAGAUUUGGGCAUAAUAAUAUUAAUUAUAUUAAACUAACAAAUUAUUAUAUUAUUAUGAUUUAUAUAACAAGAUAAAUAUAUAUAUAUAUAAUAUAUUAUAUACAUUUUUAUUAUAUUACUACAUUAUGUUUACCAAACAAUAUUUGUUUGUUUUAUUGUUGUGGCAAGACUGGUUUAAUCGAAUUGUAACGUAAAAUAAUUUGAAAUGUUUUAAAUUUGUUAAAUAAUUAUUAUGUUUAUACUUGAUUGAAUAAUACUAUAAUUAUUGAAGUCCCUUUUUUCAGCGGUCGUCAGCUAUUACAUACAAUAGAAUAGUCGGAAAUCGAGAAAUAAAAUAGUACAUUUUAUUGUGCGAUAAUGAGCGGGAAUAAUACGAGAGAAUGAUAACACCUGAGCUGGAUAAACAGAAAGUGCACUUAAAUAUUGUCCGGGAGGUCGACCAUGAAGACCACACCCAUCGCACGCGGUUUGGACCAUAUUUCGAGUCACCGUGAGAAUAGUUUCGGCUUGUCUGCUGGCGACCAAAUUUUAAUAAUACAU